Messenger RNA from Hyalella azteca, 3119 nucleotides. RefSeq lists its product as uncharacterized. The record is from RefSeq and is a predicted model, not a curated record. Lineage: Eukaryota; Metazoa; Arthropoda; Malacostraca; Amphipoda; Hyalellidae. Bases 426 to 2255 code for a protein of 609 amino acids. The transcript is spliced from 5 exons. Gene Ontology annotation, biological process: regulation of cell growth.
ACACAUAGGGAAAUUCACGGCAAUUUCUCGACAUAGUGGAUUUGUUUCCUUCGCAUGAGAAAACUCAAGUUUUUCGUGAUAUAUUGCGCAAUAAAUAUUGUAGCAAUCUUGACGUGACUGGCAAUUUCUCAAGCCAAGUUAAUGAAUUCUGGUGCAACUUUUUGUGGCGAUGAUUACUUUGUGCAGGUGAAAAGAAACAAUUGCUCAAGAUUCUUCUUUUAUCCUCGAAAAUUUCACUUUAACUACUAGCCUUUUAACAUAUAGCCCUUAUUUUAAGACGUUAUUUUUUCAGAAACAAUUUAAUAUCUUUGAGGAGCAAGCACCUCGAAUUGAUCAAGAAAUAUAGGCAUUUAGAUGCUGAAAUCAUCGCUAUCUGAACACGUCAUUUUGUAGGACGAACUUGAAAAAUUCAGACCAUUUGCACAAUGUACUUCCUCCUAUGCGCUCUUUGCCUGACUUCACUGAUUAUACCGGCUGCUUCUGUCGAAAAUCUGACCUUGAAUUCCAAUCCUAAGCCUGUCCUCCCCCCAGACAAAACUCGAAGCGACGACAAGUAUUUCUUGUCCCCAAAAGUUGCUGAUAAAGAAAUUCGAAAUACAGAAACCAUCGGUGAAGAUGAUAGCAUUGUUUCCAUAAGCAAGGCUGACUACAAAAUGACUUCUACAAGAAAAUUAGAUGACAAGUUUUCUUCAUUGUACAACAAAUUUGAGGACGGUUUGAGUAACCCGGACGACGAGAAUGAAGUGAUCCUACGCUGGGCAGGAAGCUCAGCAAUCAAUAGCCUUGGCGCCGGGGCCUCUCCUGUGGCGCCAGUUCCUUCAUUCCUGCCAGCGAGUCCCCGCAGACCAACUGCAGCUGAACAAAUUCAACGACUUUCAUCUGCGCUGCGCCAACCAAGUGAAGAUGGUGCAUUAAUUGCGACGGUAUCACUCCAACCAUCAUUUGACAACAAACCAUUAAUUAAGACUGCAUCACGCCAACCAUCAUUUGACCACAAACCAUUAAUUAAGACUGUAUCGCGCCAACUAUCAUUGAACAACGACCCACAUGCAGCUUCUCUGCCUCAAUCGUCUGAACACAAAGAACCAACAUCUACUAAUGAAUCAACUUUACGGGAUGCUGCUGGAUCUGUGGAAAUUUCCCGCAGCGACACAGAAGGUGCAAAAGAAGUCUUACGCCGCGUACGCAGAAGUACAAAGGAUGUUCCUGGUGUAGAAGCUGGCGUCGCCGACGGUCCUUUGAUGCGAGUUUUACCUCGCAGUAUCAUGGAAAACUUUGCAGACGAUUUUGAUAAGAGCCUUGCCGAUGAUUAUUUCAAUCAAGAACCUCAUUUCUAUGACAUGUACUAUGACGAUAUCAACAGUGAUAUCUCUACUGGGAACGCAGUUGAUUCGACUCGUGCAAGGAACCUUGACCCUGAUACUACAAAGGAUGGCAGUGCUGACACACUGAACCGUAUUCGCGAUACCGAUACUUUAGCUGUUGAUCGUGAUUUAGAUCGAAAUAUUCUCGAUGUAUUAGACUCUUCUGAAAAUAGGGAGGAUAAACCUCUGAGGAAACGUCCGAAAUUUGAAGGCAGGGACAACGCGGAGCUGGAUUUGAACUCAGUCGACGACACUCUGGAGAUGCGGCUGUUGGGGCCGGAUUUCAAGUCUGAGCUCGGAUUUGUCUUGGAGAAACUCACCAAUGGUUCCCAGCAACGCAACAGGCGCCAUCAAAUUUUCAGGCACCACGAUCCUCGCAGCCGACAGCAAGAGGGGGGCAUCACGGUGGGCAGACCAGAGGGCGAGUGUCCGCCUCCCUCACGUUAUAUUUCCGAGGCACAAUGCAGAGUCGCGCGCUGCGUCGCACACUCAGAAUGUUAUCCUUACAGCAUGUGCUGCUACAACGGCUGUGUCUUUACCUGCGCCCUGCCCAUACAGCCGGCGCCUGCAUUGGACUGGGUGAUGGACACGGACCAGCGUCGUCCAGUCUUGGAGGACAGCGCUGAGUGGGAGCACGAUUACCUUCAGCGCCGACGACCGCUGCCUCGACGCGUGGAGCCGGCGACUCUGUCGUAUGGGACGGCAGGCGAAGAGACGGUCGACCUGCCAGGAGGUUGCGUACUGCCGGCCACCAAGUACGCUGAGCUCAAGCAGUUCAUGACUGCGGACAGCAUACAGGACUGCUUGUGUCGUGAUGGUGAAGUCGUCUGUAUGGUGAAGUCAACACCUCCAGCUGAUGCAACUCGAACGAGGUCAAAGUUAUUAGUGUAGCUUGUUAAUGGCGUUAUACGAGGCUCUAGUUUACUUACAAGUAGAAUCUCGCAUAUUUAAAUUUUAUCAGAUUAACUAUGAAUUUGGAGUGUAUAAAUCUUGUGAGAAUAGAAACGUUUGGCUUUCAAAAUAUUAUGUCACCCCUAAUCUUCCAAUCGGUCCCGUCAAUUGAUGAAAGCAGGUCAAAUUUUAUUUAGAUUGUUUGGUGGAAUCAUUUCGCUUCGUGGCUAGAUGCUUGUAUUCCCACGUGCAAUUGGUCUUUCAAUCUCGCAUUGCAUUUUUAUUUUAAUUUAACAACUUAACUGAAUCUGCUCAUGAAUUGAUGUUCUAAUUGUAUUUGCAAAUCAUAUCAAGAAUAUUAUCGCUAGUUCCAAUUUCCUUAGGAUUCAAUUCGUCGUCCGUUUGAUAGAAGCAGCAUUCUUAUUAGGACUCCCUUCGUAAUAUGUGUGUAUAUACAUUUCGCGAUUUUCUUCACAUUUUUCUCUUUAAGUCUAUCAAUUUCCUUUUACAUCUCCUAACUUGUUUCAUAUGUUUGUGCGUGUGUAAGUAAUUAGUGGCUGAACCCGACCCGCAUUGUUAAUUUUCAUUAACGUUCUUUGAAAACUCUUCCAGUUCGUUCUGAGGCUUCUUGAAUGUACCCAUCAAUCAUGAGUGCAGUCAUUUGGUCUUUCUUAUCGCUGCGAAAUGUAGAAGCAACAUCACGUUUAAUUUGGUUUUGCAUCAAUUUGCGAGUUGUGUAAUACAGCCUGAUUUAGCGCCAAUCAAGUGGGGAAACCCAAUUUGAGACACAAUAUUCAGUAUUGUUUAGAAUUCGCUCGAAACCACUGCCAGUGUAUUAUAGAUUUUAAUAAAUUGUUUAUUUAU